Molecule: messenger RNA, 578 nt
Organism: Paraphaeosphaeria sporulosa
Lineage: Eukaryota; Fungi; Ascomycota; Dothideomycetes; Pleosporales; Didymosphaeriaceae
Exons: 1
Coding region: 131-520 (129 amino acids)
Source: RefSeq, a predicted model, not a curated record
UACCAUGUUGCUCACUGCCUCCCCGCUGUGUACGAAGUAAAGUGCAGUAAACCCUGCCGUACGGAACGUGUCGAUCCCUAGGCUUAGCCCUACGACGCUGAAACAAGGUGGCGCCCGCGCAUCCUCGUCGAUGCGGAAACAGAUCUGCCUGCCUGCCGUGCUGAUGUCAGUCGCUCCACUUCCACGAGACGCUGUGCCGCACACGAUCGAUUUCGAUCAGGAAAAUACACGACGGCGACGCAGUGGCGUGAGGCGGUUGGUGGGUGUGGGGCGGUAUGUUUGCUUGCCGGGUCGCCAAGGAAGCAGGCUUGCAGGAAAGCAGACUUGCCAGAAAGGAAGCAAGACCUGGUCAGAGAACAGAUGGACGAAGCGACGAAGACAGUCGAUAGAGUUUGGAGAAAGCAAACAGUUCCAACAUCACAUUUACGAUUGCAAUUGGACAACUAUGUUGCAUCAAUUUCGUCUGCCGUUCCACCGAACAGCAAUAUUGUUAACAUUUCCAUAUCGGGGUAUUAAGUAAUGUAUAUAGGUGCACAUUUGUGUGCAGUUCGCUCGCUCACUCAAUAGGAGAGCAUCCG